GAAUGGCUUCAACAAUCAGCACUCAGCGAGGACAGGGUUAAACACGUGAGGGAUUUAGGCCGAGUUGUCGGUACUCAACUCUUCGCCUCUCCGUGAUCGGGCCGUGACCUGAAUACCUUCUGUAAGUAAACAUGCUACUUCCAGCAUUAUGUUGCAAACUUCUGGAGAGCAAUAGCACGAAUUCUAAUCGAAUGACACACUCUGGACUUUACCAUUCCUGGACUUUACUUCUAAUUGCAGCAUUUUUGAGAGAUGAGUGAACGUCACUGCUGGUAGUUACAGUAAAUGUGGGUGACGCCGGAGCGGUCGGUCCUGUGCAGCCAGUUCUGAAUGGAAGAAAUACGACGGCACGCCUACCGAAGCUUAAAUAGGUUCCUGGAGCUGAUCAGGCAUCAUUCUGUUCUCCUCCUAUGAUCCAGCAGCAAGACCUCUGAGCUACAAUGGUGCCGCCAAAGAACACGGUGUACGUCGGGGAACUGCCGAAGGACUUCCUUCGGAUCACCCCGACUGUGCAGCAGCAGCAGGUGCAGAUUGAUGCUCAAAAGGCGCAGGAGAUGCAGUUCGACGGGAACAUGAACUCCCCCGGCCGGAUCAGCAUCACCGUGGUUCAGGGUAAACUGGCUAAAAACUACGGCAUGACACGGAUGGACCCGUACUGCAGGAUCCGGCUGGGCUAUGCGGUCUACGAGACGCCCACGGCGCACAACGGAGCCAAAAACCCACGCUGGAACAAAGUGAUCCAGUGCCCACUGCCCCCUAAUGUGGACUCCUUCUACCUGGAGAUCUAUGAUGAGAGGGCGUUUUCAAUGGAUGACCGCAUCGCCUGGACUCACGUCACGAUUCCAGAGAAUCUAAAGAAGGGUCUAGUGGUGGAUGAGUGGUUCAGCCUGAGUGGGAGACAGGGCGAUGAUAAAGAGGGCAUGAUCAACCUAGUCAUGUCCUAUUCUUCCCUGGCAGCAGGAAUGGUGAUGCCAUCUCAGCCCGUAGUCCUAAUGCCCACAGUUUACCAGCAGGGCGUCGGCUACGUGCCUAUCCCAGGAGUGCCCGCUGUACCAGGCGUCUACAACCAGGGCGUGAUGCCAAUGGGAAUGCCCAGCAGCGCCCCCCAGCAGCCGCUGUACAGCGAGCAGGACCUGAGGGCCCUGGGCGACAUGUUUCCCGACGUGGAGAAGGAGGUGAUCCGAAGCGUGAUGGAGGCGCAGCACGGGAACAAGGACGCCGCCAUCAACUGGCUGCUGCAGAUGGCCGAGGAGGUUUAAACCCGCCCGCGGCGCUCGCUCGGGUACAUGCCAAGUCCUCACGUGUAGCACUUUCAUCAGUUUUCCUGAAAUAUGUCCAUCAUGUUGAAAGUCUCACCGUCGCUGAACUGAGUCGGAUCGUUGAAAUAAUUUCACUGAAACUGAGAGACUCAUGUUCUGUACAUUAUUAUUGAUUCUAAUUCAUGUUCAGUAUUUUUUGUAUUUGUAGUUUUAUUUGGUUCGCUCUGGACGAGCUCGUCUGUAAAGGCGCAUUCCCGUGUCUCGACCACGCGUCUGUAUAAAUUCAGCUCAAUCUAUAAAAGCAUAGAAAUAUAUUUAAUGGAUUGUAUAUAAUCAGAUGAAUAAUAAAGUUCUAUUUCCAGAAAUGUAAAUCGGCGCUUCUGUAUGCGGAACGUCAGCGUGAUGAAGUCGUGUAGCGCUUGUUAAACACACACACACACUUUAACACGAGUGUGAACGCACACGCUGUUCUGCAACACGUCAUAACCACUGUUUUCAUUUCUAAUGUUGAGCAUUUUAGAGGAACGUGGUGAUCUUAGGGGUUUGAAUCCCAGUCUGGGCUCAUGUAGCAUGGCGUAAAGUAAGCCUAGUCGUCCGGGACACACGUCGGUGCACUGUCGGUGCCGGUCCCAAGCCCGGAUCAUUAGGAAGGUCGAGUCCAGGAAAAUCAUCCGGCGUCGAAGCAAUUCAAUCCUGCUGUCAUACGUGACCCGACGGCUCUGGAUUAGCGUACAGAUUAGAAAUCCUGGCCCAUUUCUAUUCACAGUUCAAUCAAAAGUCUAAACGAACUCGAUCUGAUUUAGAAGUAUCAGACACGCGUAUCAGAACCAGGAUCGCUCUGCUCUCGCUUUGCUAACGCUGUGCGCAAUGCCAAAGGUUUUUUCUUUGAAGCGCGUGUUUGUGUAGCAGAGGUUUUAUUUUUUUCUUUCAUGUUUUUAUCAGGAUGUUCGAGGUUUAAAGCAACAUGCUAACAGUGACUGAUUUUUGCUGUACAACCCCUCGCCCCCCCCCCCCCUCCCUGAAAUGGCACUGUGUUGCUCAUGUUAAGCUUCAUAAAUCCUGUAUUUUAGUUUUGUUUAGUUGAUACUGUAUUUCUUUUUUGUUUUGUUUAGUUUUGUUUAGUUGAUACUGUAUUUCUCUGUGUGCACAUAAUUGUGUGUUUGUGAAUCCUUGAUCUUGUACAUUGAACCGAAUGAAGCUUUGAUGCUAUUUGUUGUAUCUUGUAUUCUGAAUAAAAGAUUUAAAAGUAA
Molecule: messenger RNA, 2509 nt
Organism: Trichomycterus rosablanca
Lineage: Eukaryota; Metazoa; Chordata; Actinopteri; Siluriformes; Trichomycteridae
Gene: tollip
Product: toll interacting protein
Exons: 7
Coding region: 441-1259 (272 amino acids)
Biological process (GO): ubiquitin-dependent protein catabolic process
Cellular component (GO): cytoplasm
Molecular function (GO): ubiquitin binding; ubiquitin conjugating enzyme binding
Source: RefSeq, a predicted model, not a curated record